AAAACCUCACUCUCCGCCGACAAAGGAGCUCUGUACUAAAAGCCUAAACAAAAAUCCAAAUUUUUCACUCCACAAAUCAAAUUUCUUGGAAAAAAUGGAAAAUUUGUCAUUAUUAUUGUUUCCCAUAUCUGCAUUUCCAUAAUUUAUUCAUCAAUCUUAUCUUAACCAAUUUAAAAAUCUCUGCAAUUACUGAAUGUGACCCCAUUAAUGGUGGUUGGAUAAACUUUGUCCGCAACCCAAGAAACCAGUUCUCCCAAAAUCCUCUCUCUUUCUGUUCUUUCCCUCCCUCUUCAAAAACCCAGAACAAAAGUUUGGAUCUUUGGAGUUUGCAGGAACAAAAAUGUCAAAAAAACCAGAGGACUCGAAAAAACCAGAUGAAGUGUUCAUUGGGUCGAUUGACCAAGGCACCACCAGCACCAGAUUCAUAAUCUACGACCGUUCGGCCCGCGCAAUUGGCUCCCACCAGGUCGAGUUCACUCAGUUCUACCCGGAAGCCGGGUGGGUUGAGCAUGAUGCGAUGGAGAUAUUGGAGAGUGUGAGAGUUUGCAUGGCGAAGGCUCUCGACAAGGCCACAGCUGAUGGGCACAACGUGGACAGUGGGCUCAAGGCUAUAGGGUUGACCAAUCAGAGAGAGACAACUCUGGUUUGGAGCAAGUCCACUGGAUGCCCUCUCUACAAUGCUAUUGUUUGGAUGGAUGUCCGUACCAGUUCUAUUUGCAGAAAAUUGGAGAAAGAAUUAUCCGGGGGAAGAACUCAUUUUGCGGAAACAUGCGGUUUGCCCAUAAGCACGUAUUUCAGUGCAUUGAAGCUGCUCUGGUUGUUGGAAAAUGUGGAUAAUGUGAAAGAAGCUGUGCAAUCAGGGGAUGCUCUCUUUGGAACCAUAGACACUUGGUUAAUCUGGAAUUUAACCGGUGGUGUCAAGGGAGGGAUACAUGUCACUGAUGUCUCAAAUGCAUCGCGGACUAUGCUUAUGAAUCUCAAGACCCUUGAGUGGGAUAGUACCAUAUUGAAAACCUUAAGAAUUCCAGCUGAAAUUCUUCCCAAAAUUGUCAGUAACUCUGAGAUUAUUGGAAAAAUUAACACAGGAUGGCCAAUUACUGGAAUCCCAAUCUCUGGAUGUCUCGGUGAUCAACAUGCAGCAAUGUUAGGGCAAGCUUGCAGGAGAGGAGAGGCCAAAAGCACUUAUGGGACGGGCGCUUUCAUUCUUCUCAACACUGGUGAAGAGAUAAUCCAGUCAACGCAUGGGCUUCUAAGCACUAUGGCAUUCAAACUUGGCCCUAAAGCUUCGACAAAUUAUGCCCUAGAGGGAUCGAUUGCUAUUGCUGGAGCUGCGGUUCAGUGGCUUAGAGACGGUCUUGGGAUCAUUAAGAGCGCGAGUGAGAUUGAAGAUUUGGCUUUACAGGUUGAGUCCACUGGUGGGGUUUAUUUUGUGCCUGCCUUUAAUGGAUUAUUUGCUCCAUGGUGGCGUGAUGAUGCUCGUGGGGUUUGUAUUGGUAUUACAAGGUUUACAAACAAGGCUCACAUUUGUCGAGCAGUGCUUGAGAGUAUGUGCUUCCAGGUCAAAGAUGUACUGGAUUCAAUGCACAAAGAUGCAGGGGAGAAGGGAGAGGUUAAGAACGAGAAGGGAGAGUUCCUGCUCAGAGUGGAUGGUGGUGCUACUGUUAAUACCCUUCUAAUGCAGAUUCAGGCGGACCUGUUGGGGAGCCCAGUGGUCAGACCAGCUGACAUCGAGACAACAGCUCUUGGAGCAGCCUAUGCUGCUGGAUUAGCCGUUGGUGUUUGGAGCGAAAAGGAGAUUUUCGCUAGUGAAGAGAGGACCAAGACUUCCACCAUUUUCCGUCCAAAAUUAGAUGAAGAGUUGAGGAAGAAGAAGCUGGAAUCCUGGUUCAAGGCUAUAUCAAGAACUUUUGACUUGGCUGAUCUUUCGCUUUGAUGAAUGUCUUGCCCCUGAAAAUCUGCUGUUGACGAUAUAUGGUUCGUUGGUUGAUACGUUCUUCCAUGUCCCUCCCAGUCGGCACGUUCAGAAUUUGAUUUGCUCAAAGCCAUCCGAUACUUUCUACUAGCAAUAAUGUCAUAGUUUGGCUUCAAAGUGGUGAACCGCAUUUAAUGUUUCUUAGUUAAUACAGUAAUGUGAUAUGUACACAAAUUUCAGACACAACAAAGAAGAAUAUUUUCAAAAUCUCCUUUCGGACAUUGCAUUUAAUUUCCAGAGAAUAAAAAGCAGUCAUUAGUCUCAAAA
This is a messenger RNA of Pyrus x bretschneideri (Chinese white pear), 2239 nucleotides long. Its product is annotated as glycerol kinase. Gene Ontology annotation, cellular component: mitochondrion. Bases 341 to 1933 code for a protein of 530 amino acids. NCBI's taxonomy places the organism in Eukaryota, Viridiplantae, Streptophyta, Magnoliopsida, Rosales, Rosaceae. The record is from RefSeq and is a predicted model, not a curated record. The transcript is spliced from 5 exons. Gene Ontology annotation, biological process: glycerol metabolic process; triglyceride metabolic process; glycerol-3-phosphate biosynthetic process. Gene Ontology annotation, molecular function: glycerol kinase activity.